UUUCUGGAAUUUACGAAUUGUCAUAAUUCUAACUGAUUGUGUACGAUUGAUUGGAAUUAGAUUAAUAAAGUGUUGUUAUUUGUGAUAAGAAUUAGAUAAGAAUUAGAUUAAUAAUAAAUUAAUAAAGUAUGAUUGAUAAGAAUUAGAUUAAUAAAGUGUAUAUUUCUAUUUAAUCUUACAAUUUAUUACCUUCUAUGCGUCUUUCUUGUUCGUUAAAUAUUUUCUUUUUUGUAACAAAUGAUAUUAAAUAUAUGUUGAAAGUUAUGAAUACUGCCAUGAAUCGUGUAAAAGUAAAUGUUAGAGACAAAUGUCCUUUUAUGGAAAAAUGUUAUCGAAAAAAUCCAAUACAUUUUGCAGAAAUGUCACAUCCUCAUCUUGAAAGAUUGGUAAUUGAUCAAUUGGAUGACACAAUAAAAAUACCUGAUGUUCUUGAUUUUGAGUGCGAUCGCUCUCAAUUGUUGGAUCAAUUAAAGGUGAUACAAAUUGUAAUGAGAAAAGAAAGGGACAAGGACAGAGAUAGUUUCUUAAAAUUAAAGAAUGACCUACUUCCAAUAGAUAUUGCAAAAAAUUCUACUACCUCAAAAAGUCCAAAUAAAGUAAGUAAUUCAGAAGAUCGUAAUUUAGAUUUUGAAAAUCAGCAGAGCUCAAGCUCAUCGGUAUCUAUAAUGGAUACUUAUGAAUCUUGUAAAUUGAACAAAGAUAGAGAAGAAAUACGAAAAAAGGCAAUAAAAAAAAUGAAACAGCAAGGUUUCGAAAUAUCUUUAGUAGAACCUGGAGAAUUCGCUGUUAAAUAUGCCCUUGCUGCUCCCUAUUACAUAUUUUUUACAAGAAUAGACAAAUCGUUACCGACAUAUAAUCAACCACUUUCUAUAACCUUUCCUGAAAUAUUAGAUAAAAGUCUUGGAGAAAUUAAAUCCAGUUUACAAAUUAGUUUCAUGGUCGAUGUUGGCUGGCUUUGUUUGCAAUAUUUAUUAGCAGGACAGAAAGCCGAUAUAACAAUUUUAUAUGGAGAUGGAGGUAGAGUAGAUAAGGAAAAGGUAGGCAAGAACAUUACUUUGGUACCUAUUCCUCAACCAAUACAGUAUGGUUGUCAUCAUACAAAGAUGAUGAUACUGGAAUAUAAUGAUGGUGGAAUCAGAAUUGUAGUAUCUACUGCAAAUUUAUAUACGGAUGAUUGGGAGAAUAGAACUCAAGGACUUUGGAUCUCUCCUCAUCUACCUUCAUUAUCGAACCUCGAUGAUACGAAUAAUGGAGAAUCUAAGACCGGUUUCAAAAAAGACUUUUUACAAUAUUUGAAAAGUUACAAACAACAAGCUUUAAGCAGAUGGAUUGAUAUCGUAGAAAAGGCGGAUUUUUCAGACGUUAACGUUUUCUUCAUUGCCUCCGUACCCGGUAAUUACCGUCAGACCGGUGUAGACGCAUGGGGACAUAAAAAGUUGGGUUAUGUUCUUUCCACAUAUGCCAGUUUACCAUUAAAUUCACUGGAUUGGCCUAUAAUUGCACAAAGCUCCAGUAUAGGAACCUUAGGAUUGAGUUACGAAAAAUGGGUACAAAGAGUUAUAGUAUCAUCUAUGUCAAGAACAAAAGAAUUGACAAUUCUUCCAAAUUUUCAUUUUAUCUUUCCCACUCAAAAAAAUUACGAAGAAAGUUUUGACUGUCAGAAUGCUUGUUGCUGUCUAUGUUAUAGACAGCAAACGCAUUCGAAACAAAAAUGGCUCGAAAAAUAUUUAUGUCAAUGGAAAGCUUCAAAGACAUCCAGAGAUAAAGCAAUGCCUCACAUUAAGUCUUACACGAGAUUGUCUCCAGACUUAAAAAGAAUGGCUUGGUUCAUGCUCACCAGUGCAAAUUUGAGCAAAGCAGCAUGGGGAACAGAAAUGAAGAAAUUCUAUUCCAUCUCGAAUCACGAAGCUGGUGUAUUAUUCCUUCCUACAUUUAUCACCGGAGAAACUACAUUCCCUGUAGAAAAGGAAAAUGACGACUCGAAUAUUCAGCCAUUUCCCAUUCCAUACGACCUUCCAUUAAUUCCUUACGAGUCUGAGGAUAAUCCAUUUGUGAAUGACAUUUUCGACGAAUGAAAUGUUUUCCCAAAAUUACUUAGGUAUGUUCGAUCUACGUUAUAAUGGACGAUAUGUGAUCUUGUCAUCGCCCCUUCCACUUCCAUUUCCACUUCCACUUCCUCUUCUUCUUCCUCUUCCUCUUCCCUCUCCUAUUCCGCUCCUCCUCCCACCAUUAUACUUACUAUAUUUAAUACAUUUUUUUAUAGUGUAUACUCAACGGUAUGUCUACAAAUAUGCUCAAUGGUAUGUCUACAAAUAUUUUCAAAUAAAAAUUUAUUUCAACAUAAGUAAA
Messenger RNA from Vespula pensylvanica (western yellowjacket), 2349 nucleotides. It is a transcript of the gene gkt, whose product is annotated as probable tyrosyl-DNA phosphodiesterase. Lineage: Eukaryota; Metazoa; Arthropoda; Insecta; Hymenoptera; Vespidae. Gene Ontology annotation, biological process: single strand break repair; double-strand break repair. The coding region runs from base 195 to 2075 and encodes 626 amino acids. The record is from RefSeq and is a predicted model, not a curated record. Gene Ontology annotation, cellular component: nucleus. The transcript is spliced from 6 exons. Gene Ontology annotation, molecular function: double-stranded DNA binding; 3'-tyrosyl-DNA phosphodiesterase activity; single-stranded DNA binding.